CCUGAUCUAUCGAAAAGUGAAAGUGGUCCGGGCCGUUGAGAAGCUGUCGGGCACAGUGGAUGGAUUCUGCCGUGCUGGGAGCACACAGACUCAGUUGCUGGGGUAGAUAAGUCACAAACUGGAUGUGAUUCUGAUGAGAAUUGCAGCUCAGGUUUUUACCAGRCUAGAGAUGCAGUAAAGACAUUAAAAAGCAGCAGGAAAUUCAAGGCUGCUUUGUCCCAAAACAAUUGUGUUUAUCUAUUGGCUCUCAGCUGUUUGGCCUAGACUGCCAUGUUUAUCUAAACUCCCCAAGGAUGAUAAGUCAMCAAGGGCUUGAUUCCCUCCCACCCCCCUCACCCGUGUUGGACCUGGCCUGUGAACCCAAGGCCUAGGAGGAGGAGACUCUGAACUCAGGUGAACCGAGCAAGAGACGAUAACAUCAUGGACUCUGGAUUCUGGGGRGCUAUGGUCRGUCCUAGUACGGAGACCCACCAUCAAUGUCACCGACUCCACUGAACCCCGCCCCAUCUCAUGUGUUGUACCUGAGCUCCCUCCCUGCCCCAGGCUGUCUUAACUCGUGCGCGUGCGUACGUGUGUGUGUGUUGUUCUGGUUCUGGACCUUCAGUGACUCUGGAUGUUUCCUGUGAACAGAUGAGACCUGCCUGUCUGGUAACAGCUCUCAGACCUGACCCUGUUCUGGAUCACAGUUAACCCUGGAGUCCUGCUCGGUGUGUGCAGUCAUGGAUGAGCAGGCGCUGCUGGGGCUGAACCCCAACGCUGACGCCCCCUACAGGCAGAGGGCCUUGGCGUACUUCGAGCAGCUGAAGGAGUCUCAGGAUGCCUGGGAGGUUUGUGCUAACGCCCUCGCUAACAGGAUCUACAGUGAUGACCACAUCAAGUUCUUCUGCUUCCAAGUGCUGGAGCAUCAGGUGAAGUUCAGGCACGGCGCUCUGACUGCAGCUCAGCAGCAGCUCAUCAGAGAGACGCUGAUGAAGUGGCUGCAGUGUCAGCUGAUGAGCUCGCAGCCAGAGAAGACCUUCAUCAGGAACAAAGCAGCUCAGGUGUUCGCCCUCACCUUCGUCAUGGAGUACCUGACUCUGUGGCCCAAGUUCUUCUUCGACAUCCUGUCCCUGGUGGGCCUGAACCCGCACGGCGUGGACGUGUACCUGCGCACGCUGAUGGCCAUCGACGGCGAGGUGGUGGACAGAGACAUCCUGCACACACCUGAGGAGACCCGCAGGAACACGCUGAUCAAGGACCACAUGAGGGAGCAGUGCAUCCCCAGCCUGGUGGAGUCCUGGUUCCAGAUCCUGACCGCGUACCAGCAGUCCCACCCGGAGCUCACCUGUCAGUGUUUGGAGGUGGUGGGGGCCUACGUGUCCUGGAUCGACCUGAGCCUCAUCGCCAACGAGCGCUUCGUGAACCUGCUGCUCAGUCAGGCGAGGACGAGGCCAUGUUCGUGGAGUACAGGAAGCAGCUGAAGAUGCUGCUGGACCGUCUGGCCCAGGUGUCUCCAGAGCUGCUGCUGGAGGCGGUCCMCAGGGUCUUCAGUCGCUCCAUGCAGGCGUGGCAGGCGGCUCCCUUCAUGGASGUGGAGGUGUCCAUCAGGCUGCUCUACAUGCUGGGAGAGGCGCUGCCGGCGUCUCACGGAGCUCACUUCUCCGGAGACACGGCCAAGACCAGCGCCCUGCAGGACAUGAUGAGGACGCUGGUGACCUGCGGCGUCAGCAGCUACCAGCACAGCUCCGUCAGUCUGGAGUUCUUCGAGACCGUGGUCCGCUACGACAAGUUCUUCAUCGUGGAGCCUCAGCACAUCCCCGGGGUUCUGAUGGCCUUCCUGGACCACAGAGGACUGAGACACAACAGCCCCAAGGUCCGGAGCCGGGUGGCCUACCUGUUCUCCAGGUUCAUCAAGACCCUGCAUAAACACAUGACGGCCUUCAUCGAGGACAUCCUGACCAGGAUCCAGGACCUGCUGGAGCUCAGUCCUCCUGACAACGGGCUCCCGGCGCUGCUGACCAGCGAUGACCAGCUGUUCAUGUUCGAGGCGGCGGGRGUGCUGAUCGUGAGCGGGGACAGUCCUGUGGACAGGAAGCAGACUCUGAUGAGGAGCCUGCUGACGCCGCUGAUGGACGCCUUCCACCUGCUGCUGGCCAAGCUGCUGCAGGAGACGGAGGCGGAGCCUCAGGCCGCCCUCGCCGACUGUCUGAGCCACGCCGUGGGCUUCGCCAGCCGGACCAGCAAGGCCUUCAGCAACAAGCAGACGGUGAAGCAGUGCGGCUGCACCGAGGUCUACAGGGACUGUCUGCAGAGCUUCCUGCCUGCACUGAGCUGCCCGGUGCAGCGGGGGGCGCUGCGCAGCGCCGUACGCUCCUUCCUGCACCGCAUGAUCAUCUGCCUGGAGGAGGAGGUGCUGCCCUUCAUCCCCCCCGCCUCCGAGCACAUGCUGAAGGACUGUGAGGCCCGGGACCUGCAGGAGUUCAUCCCACUCAUCAGCCAGAUCACCGCCAAGUUCAAGCGCCAGGUGUCUCCCUUCCUGCAGCAGAUCUUCAUGCCUCUGGUCCUGGCCAUCUUUGAGGUUCUGGCCCGGCCCGCGGAGGACAACGACCAGACGGCGGCGCUGGAGAAGCAGCUGCUGAGGAGGAGCUACUUCAGCUUCAUCCAGGCCGUGGCAGGCAGCGGCAUGAACGAGGUUCUGGCCAACCAGGGAGCGGAGAACAUGGAGCGGGUUCUGUUCACCAUCAUCCAGGGGGCCGUGGACUUCCCGGACCCCCUGGCCCAGAAGACCUGCUUCAUCAUCCUGUCCAAGCUGGUGGAGCUGUGGGGAGGUAAAGACGGCCUGGUGGGCUUCCCUGACUUCAUCUACAAACACAUCGUCCCGGCCUGCUUCCUGGCGCCGCUCAAACCCACCUUUGACCUCUGCGACGCCCAGACGGUUCUGACGCUGUCAGAGUGUGCCCUGACCCUGAAGAUGAUCCACCUGAAGCAGGGCUCAGAGUUCCUGCAGUUCUUGCAGCAGGACUACCUGCCGUCUCUCCAGGUGACUCCAGAGAUCUCCCAGGAACUGUGUCAGGUUCUCCAGCAGCCCGACGUUAAAGUUCUGAAGAACUACAUCAAGGCCUUCUUUCAGAGAGCAAAGCUGUGAAACUGGACCUCCAUCAGAACCCAAACAGGAAGUGGAACCCUCGCUGCUCAGCUGAUGGACACACUGACGAGAGGCGGAGCUGUCCGCCUGAAGGUUCUGAAGGUUCUGAAGGAACAGAGAGGUUCUGCAGGUUCUGAAGGAACAGAGAGGUUCUGAGAGCUGGACUGGGAUCAGACAGACACGCUGCUGCCUGAGGACUCACAGAUGAACUGAAGCAGACGUUUGUCUCCACGGGACUGAAGCUUUGAUUUAAUGAGGUUCAGAUUUGUGUUUGAGGUGGAACUGGUCCUGUCCCACCUGGUUCACCUGCACCAUCCAAGUGAAGGUGAACGGUCCGGACGGGCUGUAAAUACGACUUAGAUGUGAAAAAUGUAAAUAAAAUCUGGAGUUUACUUUGUUAAAUUAAUCACAGUAUGGAAGCCUGUUGAUGCCAAAAGGAAGAAAGUGUCAAAACUAUUUUUAUUUGAUCUGAUUGUUUGAGCCUGUAGUUAAUUUUUGAUUUAUCCUAAAAACACACAUUUACAGUCAGUCAGGUUGUAGUUCAGCUCAACUUGCUGUAAAUAAAUUUUUGUUAUGAAGUAAAAACAGAAACUUA
Molecule: messenger RNA, 3719 nt
Organism: Austrofundulus limnaeus
Lineage: Eukaryota; Metazoa; Chordata; Actinopteri; Cyprinodontiformes; Rivulidae
Gene: xpot
Product: exportin, tRNA (nuclear export receptor for tRNAs)
Biological process (GO): tRNA re-export from nucleus
Cellular component (GO): cytoplasm; nuclear pore; nuclear matrix
Molecular function (GO): small GTPase binding; tRNA binding
Source: RefSeq, a predicted model, not a curated record